Molecule: messenger RNA, 1027 nt
Organism: Branchiostoma floridae (Florida lancelet)
Lineage: Eukaryota; Metazoa; Chordata; Leptocardii; Amphioxiformes; Branchiostomatidae
Exons: 5
Coding region: 25-756 (243 amino acids)
Source: RefSeq, a predicted model, not a curated record
GUUUCCUGAGGUUGACGCCACUCCAUGACAGCCACCAUGCCGACGUCGACGUUCAACAAACGCCGUAGCCGGUGCGCAUUGUUCCUGUUCGUGUUGGCUGCAGGAGAGACGCUAGCUGCGUCCAUUUCCGGGUCGGAAGCGUCCAGCCCCAAGCCGCCUAUGUGGCCGGAUCAGUUCACGUCCAAGUUCACCGUCCGUAUAGAGAAGUACGGAGACGACUUCAACAAACCUGGCGUCGUCUAUUAUAACUGGAAGACUAAGACGUUACGCAGUGAUUUCAUUGACUGGUGCUUGCCGCUGUUCGAGGGGCCCGCCCGUUACCAGAACUACACGUGCUCCUUCCUGAUGGCUGACGGGAACAUGUACUUCGUGAACCACACGGCGAGCAGCUGGCAGGACCACGACUGUUGUCUGUUCGCAGGAGGGUUAGGGACCAUCACUCCGGACUGGGUCAAGAACUGUCAGUACAACGGAACGGACAUGCUCAGGGGACAAAAGGUUGACGUGUGGUGGUUUCCCGGCACAUCGGACCCAAGCAAGCCGUGUUACGGGUACUGGGACACGGUGGACGAUCACACUCCGGUACAGUUCUUCGGACUAGCCUCUAUUGGUCCAGCAAUUCUAGACUAUGACUCCUUCAAAGUCGGCCCACCGAUCGCCGACAUGACCAAACCACACGGAGGAUGUAGUAAAGAGUGCGAGCCUACGGGACCUGGAGCUAGGCUAUUUGACAUACCCUGGCCGUCGUGUGGAUAGCUAUAGUACGAACACUUAGUUGAACAUACCUUAUCAUCAUCAUCAUUAUCAUCAUCAUCAUAAUCAUGAACAUAUCACAAACACUACUGUUGUUGCAAUAUCAAUACUUAUGAAGGUUUUCGUUUUUUUACUAUUCCCGGUCGCCAGUAUAACGCGUUAACAAUUGACGUAAUAUUCAAAAUGCAAAGUAUACAAGUAACAAUAUCAUAUUUCUAUUGCCCUUGACAUGUUCAUAAUAAAGGUAUAGUACUAGUGCUAGUAAUUGUAACAA